Tigriopus californicus is the source of this 801-nucleotide messenger RNA. RefSeq names its product vesicle-associated membrane protein-associated protein B-like. Gene Ontology annotation, biological process: endoplasmic reticulum membrane organization. The transcript has 2 exons. NCBI's taxonomy places the organism in Eukaryota, Metazoa, Arthropoda, Copepoda, Harpacticoida, Harpacticidae. Gene Ontology annotation, cellular component: endoplasmic reticulum membrane; plasma membrane. The record is from RefSeq and is a predicted model, not a curated record. Bases 1 to 801 code for a protein of 266 amino acids. Gene Ontology annotation, molecular function: FFAT motif binding.
AUGGCGAAUGCGGAUUCCGUUUCCAUUUCAAGUUUCCCACCGAAAGAGCUCGUAGUGGAUUGGGAACCUGACGAUCAGAUCGUGUUCAGUGGGGAUUUCCGGAGCUUCAUCAAAUCCGAACUGACCAUCAAGAAUCGUAGCCUUUGCUCGCUUCUUUUCAAGAUCAAGACCACCAGUCCAAACCGCUAUUUGGUGUCCCCCCACAAAGGAAGGAUUGAGCCGAAGAGAUAUAUGGUCAUUACCAUUACACUCCUCCCUUUCCUUUACAAACCCGAAAGGACUUAUGGGGAUAAAUUCUUGAUUCAGAUAUGCAAGGAAUCCUUACGUAACGAGCAAUGCGCCAAGCAUAACUUUUGGUCAAUGAUACCCGAACAUGAGGUGCUCCAAAAGAAGAUCCGCUGCAAUCUUCAAUUCUCGGUCGACUCUCCAACUGACUCGGAGGACGAAAACUUUCCCUUCAUGCCCGAUACUGCCACUGCCACGCCUGCAAUUCUCGUGUCUUUGCCGAAUGGGCGAAUUAUUAAUCCCUUUGACCAAGAACUGGCCUCAAGGCGCAAGGGAAUGAUUAAACCAUCGACACCCAUUCCGGCUCACCAAGAACAACCAGAGAACAUCAACCCCACGAUUCAGUCACAGGAGGUGCUCAUCAACGGAAAUCCACCACUUCAACAAUGCUUGGUUCAGACAAUCCAGGAGUCCAAUGCGCAGGAAUGGAAAGACUUUCUUAUGGUGGGAGUGGUAGUGGCUAUUUUUGCAUUAGGAAUAAUUUUGGGCAAAGGAUCUUAUCUUUUGGAUUUGUAA